GAGAAAAAUCUGGUGUCCAAAGGAUUUUCAGAAUUCGUCCUGUCAAGUCCAAACGGGCCCUUAAAGCUGAACAGUUUGUUUGCAUUCAAGAAUCCCCACUCCACUUCCAUCAAUCCAGAGAAGAUUCAGCUGUUACCUGCAGACACCACACCAAGCUGUUGUCAGAUGAUUAUGGGAAACACAGGGGUUGACAUUGAGAUGGAAUUAAUCGGGGAAGAUGAGAGGACAGUAUGGAAAUCAGUGGUAUCAAAAGAUGUAUACAGCAAAGACUCUCAUCCAACAACAUUAAUACUCAUUGGGAUUCCUGCUGAGGAGUUUCUUCAGAAUCACAGGGCUAUACUCAUUCAGGGAGUCAAAAACGCAAAGCCAAUAGCAGAUGUUCUGCGGUCGAAGGGCAUGAUUGGUGAUGAAGAGUACUCCAGAAUAAAAGCUGAAACAACUGAACAGGACCGAAUGAGAGAACUACUGAAUGCAGUCCUCCCUAAAGGACCAGAAGUGACGGGAGCUUGUCUCAAAGCUCUCAUUGAACAUGAACACCAUCUUGUUAAGUACUUGAGUGAAUCUAGCACAUAAUCUGAAGAUGCUGAGGCCUGUCUCCUAGUCUGUGGACAAAGACACUUCUUCACCUAAUCUGAAGAUGUUGAGGCCUGUCUCCUAGUCUGUGGACAGACACUUAUUCACCUAAUCUGAAGAUGCUGAGGCCUGUCUCCUAGUCUGUGGACAAAGACACUUAAAUGAUUGUAAGGGAAAUGUUUAUGUUUGUGCUAUUCUUUUAACAAAUGUCUGUGUUUUAUUCAUGUGCUGUUCUAUAAAAUAAUUUGUGUGUUCAUCAAGUGGCUGACUGUACAAAUCCUCACUAUCAGUAGCUAUAAUUUGGCAGUAAGCCCAGACGUUAUUUUGAGAAGGAGAUCUCAGUUUCAAGGUCUCAGCUUAGAGAGAAGAAGCCUGGUGAGGUGUUGGUCUGUUAAAUGUUAUGAACCAGUAUUGGUCUGUUAAAUGCUAUGAACCAGUAUUGGUCUGUUAAAUGUUAUGAACCAGUACUGGUCGGUCACAUGAAUGGAACAAAACGGUAAUGAUUCAUUAAUUAUGCUAUAUCAUGCAAAUAUAACUUGUCUGUGGAUAGCCUUAUAUAAGACAACUGCUGGGUCUGACCAGGGAGAGAUCCUGAUUGACAUGUGUUCUAUGGUACAUUGAGUUGGGUCUGACCAGGGAGAG
Molecule: messenger RNA, 1215 nt
Organism: Salmo salar (Atlantic salmon)
Lineage: Eukaryota; Metazoa; Chordata; Actinopteri; Salmoniformes; Salmonidae
Source: RefSeq, a predicted model, not a curated record